GUUUUCCAGUCUUCCACAAAAAAAGAACGUGAUUUUUAUAAUUCACAAAAAGAAAUAAUUUAUAAAUAAAAAAAUUAUAUUCAACAAAGUAAAAUCAAUUCUAUAAAGUUGAAAAAAGUAACAACAUCAAAUUUUCUUUGCUAAAAGCAAAACUCGGGAGAACCACACAAAUUUCAUUAAACCAUCUGCAUUAAUCAUGGCUAAAUGGGGAGAAGGUGACCCACGUUGGAUUGUCGAAGAGCGUCCUGAUGCCACCAACGUGAACAAUUGGCAUUGGACUGAGAAAAAUGCCACAUUAUGGUCAAAAGAACGACUCAAGUCGCUAUUUAGUGAUUUGAAAAUAGAUCAAGGUGGUACCCAAGUUAUAAUUGACAAAAUAGAAGAUUGUACUGGCGAAGCUACGGCAAACAAUCGAAAAGGCAAAUUAAUCUUUUUCUACGAAUGGAACAUCGUUUUAAAAUGGUCCGGCCGAUUGCCAGGAGCCAAAGAAAAGUACUCUGGCAAGGCAAAUAUUCCAAAUCUCUCGGAAGAGUAUAAUAUCAAUGAAAUUGAAAUCACUAUCACGAUAGACGAAUCGAACAACGAGGAUGCCGAUCGAUUGAAACAAUACAUGUACAAUGUGGGUAGAGAGGUUAUUAGGAAGCAAUUGGGCACAUAUAUCAAAGAGUUGAAAGAAGAAUAUUCGAAAGGUUUGAUAUUGCCAAGGAAAGGUUGUGAAGAUGUAACCUCACCAAAUAGUGGAGGCCAGCCCAAGAAAAGUGCCUUCAAUAAUUCAAAUUCGUCAGCUCAAAAAACUAUUUCGCCAACAUCUAAUAAAAAUGAAGAGUCAAAUUCUUCAGUUGGUUACAAGUUGGAUGUGAAAACAUUGACUAUGAGUGAAGACUUUCAAUGCAGUGCAUUUGAUUUGUAUAAUGCACUAACUAAACCAGAAAUGGUCACUGCCUUUACACGGGGACAAGUGAAAAUUGAACCAGUACGCGGAGGAGAAUUUGCCCUCUUCGGUGGAAACAUUCAAGGAAAGUUCGAAGAGUUGGUUCCUGAAAAGAAGAUAAGUCAAUCUUGGAGGCUAAAAUCAUGGCCUUCUGGCCAUUACUCGAAUGUUACAAUAGACCUUGAACAAAUGCGUGAUCAUACUCAAUUGACACUAAAACAAUCUGGUAUCCCAUCUGCCGAAUAUGAAACUACUGAAACAAACUGGAGACGAUAUUAUUGGCACAGUAUCAGACAAACCUUUGGAUUCGGACCAAUGCUACGGAAUGGAUUAUAAAUUAAAAUUAAAUAAAUAAUAAAACAAAACAUAUAAAAAAAAGAAACAAAACUGACAUCCAAAGUUCAGAUUCACAAUAAAUAAAACUGUAGCAGAAUCUUAAGUUAGUUCUUUAAUAAAUAUAAAGCAUCAACCUUUUA
Molecule: messenger RNA, 1407 nt
Organism: Episyrphus balteatus (marmalade hoverfly)
Lineage: Eukaryota; Metazoa; Arthropoda; Insecta; Diptera; Syrphidae
Product: activator of 90 kDa heat shock protein ATPase homolog 1
Exons: 4
Coding region: 197-1267 (356 amino acids)
Biological process (GO): protein folding; positive regulation of ATP-dependent activity
Cellular component (GO): cytosol
Molecular function (GO): protein-folding chaperone binding; ATPase activator activity
Source: RefSeq, a predicted model, not a curated record